AUGGGCGCCGCGGCCCUGCGCGCCCUGCCCUGGGCGCUGCUGCUGCUGGGGCCGCUGCUGCCCGGGCAGGUCCUGCAGGCCAACCCCAUGCUCACCUCCGAGGGCCAGCCCGCGCCGCUGCCCGGCGGCGCCGUGCCCGGCUUCACCGCCGCGCCGCCCGCCGCGCCCGAGGAGAUCCACCCGCUCAAGGAGCAGCCGGCCAACGGCUCGGCCGAGGGGCACGCCAAGCACCGCAAAGCCUUCCCGGUCAUCGGCAUCGACUACACGCACGUCCGCAUCCCCUUCGAGAUCUCCCUCUGGAUCCUCCUGGCCUGCCUCAUGAAGCUGGGCUUCCACGUGAUCCCCUCGGUGUCCAGCAUCGUUCCCGAGAGCUGCCUGCUCAUCGUGGUGGGCCUUCUGGUUGGGGGGCUCAUCAAGGGGGUGGGUGAGAAGCCCCCCAUCCUCAAGUCGGACAUCUUCUUCCUGUUCCUGCUGCCCCCCAUCAUCCUGGACGCCGGCUACUUCCUGCCCCUGCGCCCCUUCACCGAGAACCUGGGCACCAUCCUCAUCUUCGCCGUGGUGGGCACGCUCUGGAACGCCUUUUUCCUGGGGGGGCUGAUGUACGCCGUGUGCCAGCUGGGCGGGCCGGGCCUCAACCACAUCGGCCUGCUGGCCAACCUGCUCUUCGGCAGCAUCAUCUCGGCCGUGGACCCCGUGGCCGUGCUGGCCGUCUUCGAGGAGAUCCACAUCAACGAGCUGCUGCACAUCCUGGUCUUCGGGGAGUCGCUGCUCAACGACGCCGUCACCGUCGUCCUCUACCACCUGUUUGAGGAGUUUGCCAGCUUCGAGCAGGUGACCAUCCUGGACAUCAUCCUCGGCUUCCUCAGCUUCUUCGUGGUGUCGCUGGGCGGGGUCCUGGUGGGCGUCAUCUACGGCGUGAUCGCCGCCUUCACGUCGCGCUUCACCUCGCACAUCCGCGUCAUCGAGCCGCUCUUCGUGUUCCUCUACAGCUACAUGGCCUACCUGUCUGCCGAGCUCUUCCACCUGUCCGGCAUCAUGGCGCUCAUCGCUGCUGGUGUGGUCAUGCGGCCCUAUGUGGAAGCCAACAUCUCCCACAAGUCCCACACCACCAUCAAGUAUUUCCUCAAGAUGUGGAGCAGUGUGAGCGAGACCCUCAUCUUCAUCUUCCUGGGCGUCUCCACCGUGGCUGGUCACCACUACUGGAACUGGACCUUCGUCAUCAGCACGCUCUUCUUCUGCCUCAUUGCCAGGGUGUUGGGUGUCCUCGUGCUCACCUGGUUCAUCAACAAGUUCCGGAUCGUGAAGCUGACGCCGAAGGACCAGUUCAUCAUCGCCUACGGGGGCCUGCGGGGCGCCAUCGCCUUCUCGCUGGGCUACCUGCUGGACUACAAGCACUUCGGCAUGAGGGACAUGUUCCUCACGGCCAUCAUCACCGUCAUCUUCUUCACUGUCUUCGUGCAGGGCAUGACCAUCCGGCCCCUGGUGGAUCUCCUGGCUGUGAAGAAGAAGCAGGAGACGAAGCGCUCCAUCAACGAGGAGAUCCACACGCAGUUCUUGGAUCACCUUCUGACGGGGAUCGAGGAUAUCUGUGGUCACUAUGGGCAUCACCACUGGAAGGACAAGCUGAACCGCUUCAACAAGAAGUACGUGAAGAAGUGCCUGAUCGCGGGGGAGCGCUCCAAGGAGCCCCAGCUCAUCGCCUUCUACCACAAGAUGGAGAUGAAGCAGGCCAUCGAGCUGGUGGAGAGCGGGGGCAUCGGCAAGAUCCCCUCUGCCGUCUCCACCGUCUCCAUCCAGAACAUCAACCCCCAGACCCUCCCUCUGGAGCGCGUCCUGCCGGCCCUGUCCAAGGACAAGGAGGAGGAGAUCCGCAAAAUCCUGCGCACGAACCUGCAGAAAACCAGGCAGAGGCUGCGCUCCUACAAUCGGCACACGCUGGUGGCUGACCCCUACGAGGAGGCCUGGAACCAGAUGCUCCUGAGGAGGCAGAAGGCCCGGCAGCUGGAGCAGAAGAUGAACAACUACCUGACGGUGCCGGCGCACAAGGUGGACUCACCCACCAUGUCCCGGGCUCGCAUCGGCUCAGACCCACUGGCCUACGAGCCCAAGGAGGACUCGGAGAACCUGCCCAUCAUCACCAUCGACCCCGCCUCGCCGCAGUCCCCCGAGUCCGUGGACCUGAUGAGCGAGGAGCCCAAGGGCUGCAGCGGCCUCCCGCCCUCGCCCGAGGAGGAUGAGGAGGGGCUGGUGAUGCGGGUGAAGGAGCCUUCCUCGCCGGGGACUGACGACGUCUUCACGCCGGGGAACGGGGACAGCCCCAGCAACCAGCGCAUGCUGCGGUGCCUGAGCGACCCCGGCCCGCGGCCCGAGCCCGAGGAGGGGGAGCCCUUCAUCCCCAAGGGCCAGUAGCUGCUGGCACGCGGCCUCCAAAGCGUUUCUCUCUCUCUGUUCA
Melospiza georgiana is the source of this 2452-nucleotide messenger RNA. RefSeq names its product solute carrier family 9 member A1 (gene SLC9A1). Gene Ontology annotation, molecular function: sodium:proton antiporter activity. The transcript is spliced from 12 exons. Lineage: Eukaryota; Metazoa; Chordata; Aves; Passeriformes; Passerellidae. Gene Ontology annotation, cellular component: membrane. Gene Ontology annotation, biological process: proton transmembrane transport; sodium ion transport; regulation of pH. The record is from RefSeq and is a predicted model, not a curated record. The coding region runs from base 1 to 2409 and encodes 802 amino acids.